AUGGUUAGAUCAGAUGGUGAUCAAAUUGAGGUGACCAAGUCAUGGGAAGACUCAACACUUAACAAGAUUGUUGAGUUGACAAAAGAAGGUCAACUAAAUAAGCCAAGGCUAGAAAGGUGGUUAGAUGAAUUUGGCGAAUACUAUAGCAAGGUUGUUGUUGCUCUAUCUUUGGGGAUAGCUCUUCUUGGACCAUUUAUUUUUAAGUGGCCCUUCCUUGGUAACUCAGUUUCUAGGGGCUCAGUUUACCGAGCUUUGGGUCUUAUGGUGGCAGCAUCACCUUGUGCACUUGCUGUAGCUCCCUUAGCUUAUGCUACUGCAAUCAGUGCAUGCGCACGGAAGGGAAUUUUGCUCAAGGGCGGGCAUGUCUUUGAUGCUCUUGCAGCUUGCAAAUGUGUAGCAUUUGAUAAAACCGGAACUCUCACAACUGGAAAGCUUAUGUGUAAGGCAAUUGAGCCAAUUCAUGGUCAUGGGUUUAGAGGGAGCAAAUCUGAUGUGUCUUUGUGUUGUACACCGAAUUGUGAGAGUGAAGCUUUAGCUGUUGCUGCGGCAAUGGAAAAAGGAACUACACAUCCCAUCGGGAGAGCACUUGUUGAUCAUAGUCUUGGGAAGAACCUUCCUGACAUUUAUAUACAUAGCUUUGAGUGUCUACCUGGUAGGGGUCUUUUUGCAACACUAACUGGGAUCAAGUCAGGAACUCGACAAGAUCUUUCAAAAGCAUCACUUGGCUCUAUUGAAUACAUUUCCUCUCUAUACAAGUCCACAGAUAGAUCUAGAAAAAUAAAAGAAGCUGUAGAAGGAUCUUCUUAUAGAAAUGAUUUCGUCCAAGCUGCCCUUUCUGUUAAUGAGAAGGUGACACUCUUCCAUUUUGAAGAUGAGGCACGGGAAGGCUCCAAAGAAGUCAUAUCAAUCCUAAAGGAUAAAGCAAAUCUUCAUGUAUUGAUGUUGACAGGUGACCAUGAGUUGAGCGCAUUGAGAAUAGCUAAAAUUGUGGGUAUUAGCGAAGUUCAUCACUGUUUGAAACCUGAAGACAAACUCAAUCGGGUGAAAACUACUGCUAGAGAGAAAGAUGGAGGUUUGAUAAUGGUAGGAGAUGGUAUUAAUGAUGCACCUGCCCUUGCUGCUGCAACUGUGGGUAUUGUGCUAGCUCAACGUGCAAGUGCAACAGCUGUAGCUGUUGCAGAUGUGCUAUUGCUGCAUGAUAACAUUUCUAAUGUUCCAUUUUGUAUUGCUAAAGCUCGUCAAACAACUAGUUUGGUGAAGCAAAGUGUUGCACUUGCUUUAUCUUGCAUUAUUUUUGCUUCUCUUCCUUCAGUACUUGGUUAUCUUCCUCUGUGGCUGACGGUACUUCUUCAUGAAGGAGGGACACUACUUGUUUGUCUAAACUCAAUCCGCGCUCUUAAUGACCCAUCGUGGUCCUGGAAACAUGAUCUUUUGCAGGUAUUGCAUGGGUUACGAAAUGCUUUGUUUAAUCAUCUCAGGUGGAGGCCUUCCUCGAACAACACUAUUUCACCUUCGGCACUCUAAAUUUAUGGACCAUGACAGAUGUUACUUGAAUGGUAGCCAAUUGAACGGGAGAUCAAGGUUUUGUGUUAUAGCAAUUAGUUUUUUAUUAAUUAAAUAGUUUGACUGUCAUCGUUGCUGUUGUAUAAACUAUUCUUCAAACUGCUUGAAACAUGUGCCUCGUUGCCUCUCAAGUAUGUUGAUAAUGAAAAAAAGGCACAUGAAUCAUGUUGUAACAACUUCAAGAGAAUUUAUAAUGAUCAAUUGAUAACAUUUUGGCGAA
Molecule: messenger RNA, 1783 nt
Organism: Zingiber officinale
Lineage: Eukaryota; Viridiplantae; Streptophyta; Magnoliopsida; Zingiberales; Zingiberaceae
Product: probable cadmium/zinc-transporting ATPase HMA1, chloroplastic
Exons: 10
Coding region: 1-1524 (507 amino acids)
Biological process (GO): monoatomic cation transport
Cellular component (GO): membrane
Molecular function (GO): ATP hydrolysis activity; ATP binding; ATPase-coupled monoatomic cation transmembrane transporter activity
Source: RefSeq, a predicted model, not a curated record